AUGAUGUUUCGACGGCUAGCCAUCGUCAUUAUUCUGGCCUCGGUGUUUGCCUCCAAAGUGGAGGGGAACAUCCUUGUGGUCGGUUCCAUCAAUGCCGACACAUUUCUUCCAGUGUCGCGGCUUCCCACAGAAGGCGAGAAUGUAAUGCUGGUUCCGGGGAAAGAGGCAACUGUAGACGUUCCUGGGGGCAAAGGCUGCACUCAAGCUGUUGCAGCAUCCAAGCUGUGCCUUGAUACCAGACGAACGGUUUCCUUUGCGGGACAAUUCGGCAAUGACGAGGCUGCGGCAAUUCUGCGACAAUGUUGCGAUGACGAAAAUGUCAUCAUUCCAUCUCUGUGUCAAAGGCACCACAGCAAUCUACCAAGUGGCAGAGGCUACGUUUUCCUCUCUGAAUCGGGAGCAGUGAGCGCUGUUGUCAGCGGAGGAAGCAACGAGAAAGGCUGGAAGGCGUGGGAAAGCGCGUGGCAGAAACGACAGCGGAAGCAUAGUUCACCUCCCAAUGAUACUAUCGAGGAUGGCGCUGUUUCAGCAAAAGACCUGGAUAAACUUUUUGACGGAAUCACAUGCAUACUCAUGCAACGAGAAGUGCCGGAAUACGUCAAUCGGCUAGUCGCUACGGAAGCUCGGGAACGAGGCGGCAUUGUAGUUCUUCAAGAUAUUGGGGGAGAAGAGCGUGAGAUAAGCAAAGAGAUGAUGGAGGCAUGUGACUACAUCAUACCAAAUGAAAGUGAGCUGAUACGUCUGGCUCUCUCCCUGGACAGCUCAGUACUCAAAGCCUCCGCUGGGACGGAAGAGGACAAGCCCAGCAGUGAACGCGUUGUAGAACUAGCAAAGCUCUUGCAACGGUAUGGAGCCAGAAAUGUCUUGGUCACACGAGGAGCGAGAGGUUCGACGUUGGUGUCGGAAUCAGGAGAAGUCUUCCACCAAGCAGCUUUCCCUUUGGAGGCUUCUCAUGUGGUAGACGAAACCGGGGCGGGCGAUUGCUACAGAGCUGCCUUUGCGGUGGCCCUAUUGGAAGGUCACCCGCCUCAAAGAUGCAUGGAGUUUGCCACAGCAGCUGGAUGUUGUUCUGUUCAGAAGCAAGGUGCGGUGCCAUCGACGCCUACGCGAAGAAUGGUGGAGGCAUGGUUCAACAAAAUUCGGUCCACGGACAGUGUUCUCAAUAUUCCUAGAGGAGAUGGACAAUCGGAUUCCAACAAACUGGAAGAGAGAAGCCCUCGAACCUUGUCAGCGGCAACUAACACUCGUGGGGGUGAUGCAGGAUUUCCUUUCCUGAUUGGUUCCAGAUUGAAUUCCAUGAAAGACCGGCCAGAGCUCUGGGGAGGAGGCCCUCUGAAGUCUCCGCGCGACUUUGUAAAACGACAAUCCCAAAUUGAAGGUUUGACUGCUGUAGAUUUCAACUACCCCCAACACUUUGGAGAUGGACACUGGGACAGCAACGAAGAUGCCCGGAAAGCGCUGGCAGAUGCAGGUCUUGUGGCUGGUGCUGUCUGUUUGCGCUAUCCUUCCAAAUUUGCUAGGGGUGCCAUGAAUCACCCGUCUGCUUCGUUGAGAGAGGAAGCCAUUGCAUUGACCAAAGAGGCUGCCCAGGUUGCUUUGGACCUAGGAUGCAAUGAAGUGGUUGUCUGGAGUGCGUAUGAUGGAUACGAUUAUGGUUUCCAAGUAGACUACGAUGAAAAAUGGGAUCAGCUCAUUGACGCGUUUCGGCAGUGCUGUGAUGCAUUUCCGCAAGUCAAAUUUUCACUUGAGUACAAGCCCACAGACGAAAACACAAGGUUUUUCACCGUACCAUCCACCGGGGCAGCGCUCCAGCUAGUUGACGAAAUUGACAGGCCAAACAUGGGGUUGACGCUGGACAUGGGUCACUGUUUGAUGGCGGGUGAAAAUCCAGCUCAAUCCAUUGCCAUGGUAGGACGCAAACAAAAGCUAUUUGGGGUCCAACUGAACGAUGGCUACACAAGACUCGCUGCAGAGGACGGCAUGAUGUUUGGCUCAAUCCAUCCUGGGAUGGCCUUGGAGAUUAUGUACCAGUUGAGAAGGACUCAAUUCGAAGGGCACUUCUACUUCGACACGUUUCCGCAGAGGACUGACCCCAUCAAAGAAGCGGAAUGCAACAUUGCUCGAGUGAAGGCGUUCUGGGCAGCGGCAGCUGCUAUCAGUGAGGCCGAACUAAAAAAGGCAACGGACAACCACGAUGCUAUUCUAGCCUUGGAAAUUGUCAACAGGGCCCUACGAUCUUUAUGA
Seminavis robusta is the source of this 2244-nucleotide messenger RNA. Lineage: Eukaryota; Bacillariophyta; Bacillariophyceae; Naviculales; Naviculaceae. The record is from the annotation of a GenBank genome assembly.